GUCUGAUUGAUGAAUGUGUGUUGAGUGAAUGAGGGGUCCACUCCUCCGAACAUGGGUCAGCACCCACUGCACCGUGCCCAGGGAGGGAGCCUUCUCUCUGGGAUUGACUCACCUCUGACCUCCGGCAGAGUCAGUGCAACUAAGCUGCUCACCAGUGCGACGGAAUCCACCAGCAGCGACUGGUUAGUCACAUGACCAGGGAGCCUCUCUCUCUCUUUCUCUUUCUUUACCCCUCUCUCUCUCUCUAUCAGUGUGUGUUUUAGUUCCGUGUUCACCAAGGGACUGAAUGAGUCUCCACGGCCGGUGUGUGUCAACCUUUUACGCCGCUGCGGGGAUCGGCCAAGCGCGGAGAGCAUCUUCCUCCUCCUCCUCCUCCUACUCCGCCUCCACCUCCUCCUCCUCCUCCUCCUCACGCAGUCGCUUCGCCGGGACCCACUCUGGACCAUGCUCACGCGGGUGAAGUCUGCGGUGGCCAGCUUCAUGGGAGGCGUGAUGGCCGGUGGCACCAACGGAGAGCAUCCAGGCGGCGGCGGAGGCUCGGAUCUGCCGCUCCGGUUCCCGUACAGCAGACCGGAGUUCCUGGGACUCUCGCCGGACGAGAUCGAGUGCUCGGCGGAUCACAUCGCGAGACCGAUCCUCAUCCUGAAGGAGACCAAGCGGCUGCCGUGGUCCACCGGCUACGCAGAAGUGAUCAAUGCAGGGAAGAGCACAUUAAAUGAGGACCAGGCCUGCUGUGAAGUGCUGCUGGUGAAAAGGAGACCGGCAGGAAGCAGCACACCCAACCGGACCCCGCUGACCCGCAGGAGGUCCUCCCUACCGAACGGAGAGGGCCUGGGUCUCCGGGAGAACCUGGACGGCUCUGAAGACCUAACCUUCCACUACUGGGCGUUGUUCGACGGCCACGCCGGCUCUGGGGCAGCUGUCAUGGCCUCCCGUCGUCUCCAUCACCACAUCGCCCUGCACCUUCAGGAGGUGAUGGAGAUCCUCUGCACUCCGAACCUGCUGCCACCCACAUGCCUGGGCGAGGAGCCCAUCAAUCACCAUCUCACCCCGACAUCCCAACGCGCCCUCACCAGGGCUGCGUCUCUCCGGGGCGCCGCGGGGGCUCCGGGUUCACCCAGCACCCCACCUACACGCUUCUUCACGGAGAAGAAAGUUUUGCACGAGAGCCUGGUGAUCGGAGCCAUUGAGAAUGCCUUCAAAGACAUGGAUGUACAGAUUGAAAAGGAGAAGGCCGUCUACAACAUCUCAGGUGGCUGCACUGCUCUGGUGGUCGUGUACGUACUUGGGAAGCUCUUCGUUGGGAACGCUGGGGACAGCAGAGCGAUCAUCAUCCGAGCCGGGGAAGUCAUCCCCAUGUCGGCAGAGUUCACACCCGAGUCAGAGAGACAGCGACUCCAGUUCCUGGCGUACAUGCAGCCCCACUUAUUAGGGAACGAGUUUACACAUCUGGAAUUCCCCAGGAGAGUGCAAAGAAAAGAGGUUGGCAAGAGGAUGUUGUACCGUGACUUCACCAUGUCGGGAUGGGCAUAUAAAACCAUCGAGGACGAUGACCUCAAGUUUCCCCUGAUAUACGGCGAAGGGAAGAAGGCUCGGGUGUUGGCGACCAUCGGCGUCACAAGAGGUCUUGGCGACCACAAUCUCAAAGUGCACGACUCCAACAUCUACAUUAAACCCUUCUUGUCCUGCUGCCCUGAGGUGAGAGUUUACCCACUGACACAGUGCGAGCACGGAGCAGACGACGUCCUGGUGCUCGGGACUGACGGUCUGUGGGACGUCCUCUCCAGCCAGGAAGUAGCUGAAGCUGUCACCUCUUUCCUGUCAAACUGCGACCCCGACGACCAGCACAGGUACACGAUGGCAGCUCAGGACCUCAUCAUGAGAGCACGCGGCGUGCUGAAAGACCGCGGCUGGAGAAUAUCCAACGACAGAUUAGGCUCCGGAGACGACAUCUCUGUCUACAUCAUUCCCCUCAUGUAUGGCAACAAGCAGAAUUAGCAGAGAGACUGAAACUGCAACACGGCACCAAAAUAUUAUAAAUCCCGCCUUGAACUCCCAACUUUCACUUCUGCAGUUUCCCUCAUUCCCUCGUGCUCUGUUUUGAAAAGUGCUUUAAGUAUAUGAACUUCCUCUCUCUGGUUGAGGGAUACGACACUUUACUGGUCAGAGGUGGGAUAUCUGCCCAGGCCAUUUUUCCCCCGUAAAUCAUCUGAGGAUGAUUUUACCACGUCUUUUAUUCUUGUCUUUUUUUAUAUAUAGAAAAACUACCGGACGCCUACCUAUUUGCUGAAUCAUGAAACGCUGAACUACAGAUUUCUCCCCUGAAUCAUGGAAUUCUGUAUUUCACCGAGUAAGCCAUCCGGAAAACCUUGUCGUGGGCGAGAUGGUUAUAUACAUCUCAGGAUCGCUGUUACUAACUAAUGCACAAUAUUCAUAAAUGUGAACUUGUAAAUACUCCCAGAUGAUGUAACACAUUUGAUAAGUGUAUUUGGUUGAGAACCUGUACAGUGUAAAAAACUUACCUGAGGACUGAUGUCGUGUAUAUAUAUGAAUUUUACCUCCUCUUUUCCAUGUAGACGUUUUAAUGUAGCCAGGUUAAGUCAUAAUCGGUUAUGGGAAUGGAAAAAAAAAAAUCCUGUUUAUUUGUACCCGUUGCAUUGAAAUACUGUACUCACUAAAAAGGAAAAUGAAGUAACAUGUUUGUGAAGAAAACAAACAGAAAGAGUCCUGUUGACCCUGCUGCCAUCAUCUCAUUACACUGUUAAAUGUAGCCCCGUGUUUAAAUGUAUUCUGAGUUCAGAAGGAAAAACAAGUCAAAGUCUUUUCAGUUGCACUUUUUCAUCAUCAGCCAUCUACCUCAAUGUUCGUCUGUUCUUGUCGACCUCCUCGAGCGGCUGUUUGCACACGACGUUGGCUGCAUCCUCAGCUGCUGCCUGUGCCAUUAUUUACUGACAUUCCCAUAUUUGCUUCUGUAGCUACAAUAUUUUGUAAAAAAUAAUGUAUUCAGAAAAGCACCAAAGCAAAAACUACAAUUACUGUCCUGCAGUUUAAUGCCUCUGCUACCCUGUACAGUUUCAGCCCCUCCAGGUGUUCCUGACAUAUUUCAUCCCCCCCCCCCCAAUCUAAUCUAGUCCAAGUGAACAUUUGUGCCAAAUUUGAAAGAAUUUACUGGAGAUGUUCAGUGUCAGAUCAAAUAUGUGUGUUGUGGGGGUCACAGUGACCUUGGCCUCUGACCUUCAACCAAAAAAUUCUAAUCAGUCUAUCAAUGAGUCCAAUUGAACGCUUCUACCAAAUUUGAAGAAAUUCUCUCAAGGUGUUUUUUAGAUAUUGUGUUCACAAGGACACGACAUAGGAGGCAUAAAAAAGAAAAAAAGUCCUUGCUAUGAAGAUAAAGUCAUCCUAAUAGCAGGUCCCUCUUAAGCUGCUUUCAGACAUUCAUUCAGACAUUCAGUUCCUCUGUAUUUUCUCCCGAGGAGGUGCAUGUGUGAGUGAAAAUGUCCGAGUGAGACGCUCCGCAGUCUCUGCUGAUUUUCUCCACCUGGCCCCUCCUAGUAUAAAGUCUGUGUGAGAACACAGCAGGGGACCCCCCCGGUUGGCUUCACCGUGAGCGAGUGGGGGGGCCUCUAACUUGUUAGAUAUACGCAAAAAAGCGUAGAAGACAACCACAAAGAUGUCAAGAGAGUUUGUCGAGGUGCUUUGAACAUUAUCACGUGAUCUCUGCAGCGGAGUUAAUACGUCACUUCCUGUCUCUGUCUGCUGCUCCACCUCUCGCCUGAAAGGAGGAUUUGUUGCUGUCGUGAACGGGUCUGUGCAGAGAACCUCCUGCUGUAUUGUGCAUGUGUGAAAGGCAAACUGCAGGUGAAGUCAGUAGCCAAUUCUCGUCAUGUCUGAAAAAGGCUUAUCAGUGAGAAACGCCGAUUGUAACGUGUCCGCUAAAAGGAAGUAUAGAUCCGAUAUUCCGUCCCUGAUUCAGUUGUUUCCCUCAUUUGCCUUCAUGUAUUUGUACUUUAGAACUUCUGUACUGAUUGUGUCUACUGUACGAGCAGUUGAAGCUGGUGAAACAUGGAACAGAGUAAGUUGAUUUAAAUGUAAAAAAUGUGAAUAUCCUUUUUUCCAGUGGAUUCUUUUCUCCUCUCUUUCACUGUAAGUGAACCUGCAUCUCCAACAACUUAGGAAGUCAUUUGUAACGUUUUGCAAAACUGGGAACAGUGUAAAACAUUUUCCUUUCCUGCUCUUAUUAAAAAAAAUCUUGACCUUUUAA
Molecule: messenger RNA, 4261 nt
Organism: Paralichthys olivaceus (Japanese flounder)
Lineage: Eukaryota; Metazoa; Chordata; Actinopteri; Pleuronectiformes; Paralichthyidae
Gene: ppm1h
Product: protein phosphatase, Mg2+/Mn2+ dependent, 1H
Biological process (GO): protein dephosphorylation
Molecular function (GO): protein serine/threonine phosphatase activity
Source: RefSeq, a predicted model, not a curated record